UCUCAAAGUGUUAGCAUAUCGUUUCGCACUAGUGCGAUAAAAUUUUGUGUAUUUCUGUUCGCGGAAGAAAAAUUUUUUCUCGUCCUAGAGUGAAUCCCUGUGGCGACGCCGCGAAACAUCAUCGGGAGUCAAUGUAAAAGAAUUUACAAUCGAAAAAUAUAAAAUACUCGAAAAUAAUAAUACAACCAAACAUAACCUACAAGAAAAUAAAUGAACAAUACAUGUGCAAAAAACACAAUCGAAUUAAAACACAAAAUUAAAUUAUAAUCUAACAAUACAAAGGCAAGAUGGGCCAUCACUGGCCUUAGCCUGUCACGUUAGUGACACAGCAAAUAAAAAAAAAAAAAAAAAAAAAAGAAACUGUUGAUAAUAUAAAAUAUCUUAUUUCUCAGGAAAUGCCUCAAGAGUUACGCGUAGUUCGUUGUUACCAAUGCAAAAAAUUUCAGUCGGAUAUAGUCAAAAAGGCUUUAAAAUGGACCUGCAAGCUGUGCGGUUCCAAGCAGUCUCUAAAGAAAGAGUUUGCACGUGGAUCCGGCCGAGAAUGUCGUUUGCUGGUGCAGCAGUUAAGCAGUCGUGAAAUGAAUAAUCAUCGACUGGAGGAAUUAGUUGCAGAACAUUUCCUAACAGGACAGCUGACUAUUCCUAAUAUAAAUGCGGAGGAAUCUGAACGAAUGAUCAGUCAUUGUGAGAAUAGUCGUGUGGUUGGGACAAGCAAAUGGGCUGUCUUUCAGAAGGGCGAACCAACAGAAGAAGGUGAAAAGCAAGUUAGCCCGACCAUUCGAAGUUCUACAAACUUUUUUGUUAGAGAAAACGUGCAGACAAAUCCGUCGCCAUCGAUCAACAAUUACUAUUCCACAAAACCUUCUCAAACCCAAACAAGUCCAACACAAGUCGUACCUCUAGCAGAUUUCCAUCGAAUGGAUAAAAAAGAGAAAAUGCAAUUCAAGUGGAAAUCGAAAAACUGUUCUCAAAGCUAUCAGAAAUGUCUACCUUUGAGUUCGCAGAAUUCGAAAUCAGAAAGUAUAUCAAACAAGUCGACAAAACCAUAUGCCGAUAAAAACUUUGGCCUGAAAAACAAAAGCUUCGAUAAAACCGUUCCGAUGAUGGCCUUUGGUAAAAAAUCGAAAUCGGAAAAUUUAAGUUCGAUACAAGAAAACAUUAUUUCUCAAACUUCCUUCGAGCCAUCAAUCGAUAGCAAUCUUCGGCCAAAUGUAGAGGAAUCUACAAGCACUAGGGUGAAUUCCAAAUGGAGUAAAUUUACCGUAGUAAGAGAUGAAGAUUUGUUGGAAUAGUGCUAUCAUUCGUAAGCCAUCUGUAUUAUAAUAGUGAUAAAUAUCUAAAAUACAAAAAAGUAAAUAACCAACCCUAUAA
This is a messenger RNA of Malaya genurostris, 1371 nucleotides long. Its product is annotated as MRN complex-interacting protein. The record is from RefSeq and is a predicted model, not a curated record. Gene Ontology annotation, biological process: mitotic G2 DNA damage checkpoint signaling. Gene Ontology annotation, cellular component: nucleus. Bases 396 to 1292 code for a protein of 298 amino acids. The transcript has 2 exons. Gene Ontology annotation, molecular function: chromatin binding. Lineage: Eukaryota; Metazoa; Arthropoda; Insecta; Diptera; Culicidae.